Messenger RNA from Ilex paraguariensis (yerba mate), 1566 nucleotides. The record is from the annotation of a GenBank genome assembly. Lineage: Eukaryota; Viridiplantae; Streptophyta; Magnoliopsida; Aquifoliales; Aquifoliaceae.
AUGACAGUCGAAGUAGCAAACGGCGUCGCAGAGAAAAUCAACAUGACAGCCGCCAGCAAGAAAUCCCGCGAGAGCGAGCGUCGCCGGAGGCGGCGGAAGCAGAAGAAAAACAAGAAAGCCUCUGAAUCCACUGCCGGUGACGACAGCGAUACCGCCGCGGAGAAUGGUAACGGCGUCGAUGAUAGUGCCAAGGAAAACUCCGAUCCUCAAAAGGAUUUGGAGCCAGUUGACGUAGAGUAUGUCCCAGAAAAGGCAGAUUUUUAUGGUGACGUUGAUGAGGAAUUCAGAAAAGUCUUUGAGAAAUUCUGUUUUAAGGAAACUGCUGGUUCUGAGGAUAAUGAUAAAAAAGAUGAGACUGCCCCUGAUGCAGCCUUAAAGAAGAAUGUAAACUCGGAUUCAGAUGAGGAAGAACAGGAUGCCACGCAGAAGGAGAAAAGCAUUUCUAAUAAAAAGAAAAAGGCUUACAUUGAAAAGGAGGACAGUAAGAAGCUUAAACAGAAGCAACGUGAGAGGAUGCAGCCAAAAAUGGGAAAAAUGGAUAUUGAUUAUCAGGUUCUCCAUGAUGCCUUUUUCAAAUACCAAACAAAACCAAAGCUGACAGCACAUGGUGAUAUGUAUCAUGAGGGAAAGGAGUUUGAGGUAAAGCUAAGGGAGAUGAAACCUGGAAUGCUAUCACAGGAAUUAAAAGAUGCCCUUGGGAUGCCAGAAGGCACUCCUCCUCCUUGGCUUAUAAAUAUGCAGAGAUAUGGCCCUCCACCUUCUUAUCCCCAAUUAAAAAUUCCAGGGCUGAAUGCUCCUAUUCCACCUGGAGCUAGUUUUGGCUAUCAUCCUGGUGGUUGGGGCAAACCACCCGUUGACGAAAAUGGGCGCCCUUUGUAUGGAGAUGUUUUUGGCGAAUACCAACAAGAACAGCCCAACUAUGAGGAGGAACCUGUUGAUAAGUCAAAGCAUUGGGAUUCUUUGUCGAGGUAUGUGGCUGCCCUUAUUGCCAGUUCUAUAAUUGUUCUUAGCACCCCUACUGGUGUCGAGACUCCAGAUGUCAUAGACCUUCGCAAACAGCAGAGGAAGGAGCCUGAGAAGCCUCUCUACCAAGUGCUUGACGAGAAAGAAGAAAAGAUAGCUCCAGGCACAUUACUUGGAACAUCUCAUACGUAUGUGAUUGGCAGUGGUACACAAGACAAAACAGGAGCCAAAAGGGUUGAUCUGCUUAAAGGCCAGAAAACGGAUAGAGUUGAUGUCACAUUAGCCCCAGAAGAGUUGGAACUUAUGGACAAUGUAUUGCCUGCCAAGUAUGAGGAAGCCAGGGAGGAAGAGAAGCUGCGUAGUCAGCGUGAGGAUUUCAGUGACAUGGUUGCUGAGAACGAGAAGAAGAGGAAACGGAAGAUGCAGGACAAGGAGGGGAAAUCAAAGAAGAAAGAUUUCAAGUAUGAGGAAGCCAGGGAGGAAGAGAAGCUGCGUAGUCAGCGUGAGGAUUUCAGUGACAUGGUUGCUGAGAACGAGAAGAAGAGGAAACGGAAGAUGCAGGACAAGGAGGGGAAAUCAAAGAAGAAAGAUUUCAAGUUUUAG